GAACUGAGGGAGAAAGGAGCCUCUGCCCUUUGGAAUGGAGUGGGUACCAGGGAGGUCAGGCGUACUGGGAGUGUUUGUUUGCCUGGGUUUUUUUGUCCACCACAACUGAUAUGGGUGAAAUGAGAAGUGAAACUUCAGGAAGUCCUGAAAAAGCUGCUUCUUAGCCGAGCGUAAAGCCCCAGAGCUCAGUCCACCCAACCAUUUCACAAGCAGGCGAGCGAAGGGGCAGAAGCACCUGGGCCUGCGCAAGGGCCCCUGUGGGAUGAAGCCAAUGGAGAAGUUUCAGGCAGUGCUGGACUGGCAGCUCAAGCACCACAGCGCGCUGGGCUACGGCCUGGUGACCCUGCUGACGGCGGGCGGCGAGCGCGUCUUCUCCGCCGUGGUGUUCCAGUGCCCCUGCACCGCCACCUGGAACCUGCCCUACGGCCUGGUCUUCCUGCUGGUGCCGGCGCUCGUGCUCUUCCUCCUGGGCUACGUGCUGAGCGCGCGCACGUGGCGCCUGCUGACCGGCUGCUGCUGCCGCGCGCCGAGGGCCCACUCGAGGUGCUGCUCGGGGCUGCGCGGCGUCUGGGUGUGCGUGGAGCUGACCGGGAGCGCCCUGCUCGCGCCCCUCACAUGGGUGGCUGUGGCGCUGCUCGGGGGCUCCUUCUACGAGUGCGCGGCCAGCGGGAGCACGGCCAUGGCGCUGCACCUGUGCCCCAGCCCGGACUCGGGCUGCGCCGCCCAGCUGCCGCUGGUGCCCUGCCGCAAGGCCGAGCCGGCCGAAGUGCAGGACCUCCUGCUGCAGCUCAGGGCGCAGUCACAGGUGGCAGGCUGGGUCCUGAUAGCAGCUGUUAUCAUCUUUCUUCUGAUUUUUAUGUCUGUCUUCCGAUGCCUAUCUCCAGUUAGUUUUCUGCAGCUUAAAUUUUGGAAAAUCUAUUUGGAAGAGGAGCAGAAGAUCCUUAAAGGCCAAGCCACAGAGCAUGCGACUGAAUUGUCAAAAGAGAAUGUUAAAUGUUUCUUUGAGCGCUCGCAUCCAAGACAAUUGAACACCCCAAGCAUUAAAGAGUGGCAGCAAAUUUCAUCACUAUAUACUUUUAACCCAAACGACCCAUACUACAGCUUGUUGCACCAAUUUGUUAACAGAAAAGAGGACAGUGGCAGUAUCAAAUCUUCUGAAGGAGUUGCAAUGAUUCCUGCUCUUGGAUUUGUAGAUUCAUCUGGUAUAGCUAACGCUUUUCAGUUAUGACCUUGUGAAUGAAUAGAAAAAAAAGUUGUUUUGAAUUAUUGCUUCAUUUUUUUUAAAAAAACUAAACA
This is a messenger RNA of Propithecus coquereli (Coquerel's sifaka), 1296 nucleotides long. It is a transcript of the gene CALHM6, whose product is annotated as family with sequence similarity 26, member F. Gene Ontology annotation, molecular function: monoatomic cation channel activity. The record is from RefSeq and is a predicted model, not a curated record. The coding region runs from base 263 to 1228 and encodes 321 amino acids. NCBI's taxonomy places the organism in Eukaryota, Metazoa, Chordata, Mammalia, Primates, Indriidae. The transcript has 2 exons.